Molecule: messenger RNA, 2038 nt
Organism: Coffea arabica (coffee)
Lineage: Eukaryota; Viridiplantae; Streptophyta; Magnoliopsida; Gentianales; Rubiaceae
Product: phosphoglycerate kinase, chloroplastic
Biological process (GO): glycolytic process; gluconeogenesis
Cellular component (GO): cytosol
Molecular function (GO): ADP binding; phosphoglycerate kinase activity; ATP binding
Source: RefSeq, a predicted model, not a curated record
AGUCAGUCGGCCGAGAGGAGGGUGUGAGUGAGAGCGUGAAAAUCAUCGAACGAACAUCUUGGACCUCUCCUCGACGAUAAGAGAAAAUCCCCUGCUCAGCACCCACCCAUUCCCAAUCUCUGCUUCAAUUUCCACGUCCACAAAUACCCGCCCACCCUUUUCUGAUUUCUCCCCGCAAUUGGCAACGCCGGCCCCAUCUUCAUCAAUCAACAUUUCCCCAGUCCCUAAAAUCCUACCAGCAUAGACUAGCAGAAUUGAACCGCUACUUGUUUGUUGUUUCUUUCCUUUCCCCUCUCAAAAGCAAGUCUGUCUCUCCCGCACUGCACUGCUAGUAGAACACUCAGUCCCGUAGUUUCAUUUUCCAUUCUUAAAAGAGACCUCAAGAAGAAAGUGCGUGUGUGAAUGGCGUCCGCAGCAGCACCGCACACUUUCCGUGGUGUUUCCCCAACCUCGUCAUCCUCCACCACUCGACCCUCCUCCCUCAAUGUCCCCACCACCCGCUUCCUCCCCAAGACUUCCCUUCGCCGCCUAGGCUUCGCUGCUGCCGCUGCUGACCCAAUUUUCACCCACCAUGUUGCCACCAAGCUCCGAUCCCUCAAAGCCUCUGCCAAGCCUAUCAGAGGCGUUGCCUCAAUGGCCAAGAAGAGUGUCGGGGACCUCACCGCCGCCGACUUGAAGGGCAAGAACGUGUUCGUCAGGGCCGAUUUGAAUGUCCCUCUCGAUGACAACCAGAACAUCACUGAUGAUACUAGGAUUAGAGCUGCUAUCCCCACUAUUAAGCAUUUGAUUUCUAACGGAGCUAAGGUUAUCCUCUCCAGUCAUUUGGGCCGACCAAAAGGUGUGACUCCAAAAUUCAGCCUGGCCCCUCUUGUCCCCCGCUUAUCAGAAUUACUCGGUAUUCAGGUUGUUAAGGCUGAUGACUGCAUUGGCCCAGAGGUUGAAAAGUUGGUGGCUUCCCUUCCUGACGGUGGUGUUCUUCUUCUUGAGAAUGUGAGGUUUUAUAAGGAGGAAGAGAAGAAUGAACCUGAAUUUGCAAAGAAGCUUGCCUCUCUAGCAGAUAUUUAUGUUAAUGAUGCAUUUGGUACGGCACACAGAGCGCAUGCCUCCACAGAAGGGGUCACAAAAUUCUUGAAACCUUCAGUUGCUGGGUUCCUCUUACAAAAGGAGUUGGACUAUCUGGUUGGUGCGGUUUCAAACCCGAAAAGACCAUUUGCUGCCAUUGUGGGCGGUUCAAAGGUUUCCUCAAAGAUUGGAGUGAUUGAAUCACUUUUGGAGAAGGUUGACAUUUUGCUUUUGGGUGGAGGAAUGAUCUUCACAUUCUACAAAGCUCAAGGUCUUUCAGUGGGUUCUUCAUUGGUAGAGGAGGACAAGUUAGAUCUUGCAAAAUCACUUCUUGAGAAGGCCAAGGCCAAAGGGGUUAGUCUGUUGCUGCCCAGUGAUGUUAUUAUUGCGGACAAGUUUGCCCCUGAUGCGAACAGCCAGGUUGUGCCAGCGUCUGCCAUUCCAGAUGGCUGGAUGGGACUGGAUAUUGGGCCGGACUCAAUCAAAACAUUCAGUGAGGCCUUGGAGACUACUAAAACCGUAAUUUGGAAUGGACCUAUGGGAGUCUUUGAAUUUGACAAAUUUGCUGUCGGAACAGAGGCCACUGCGAAGAAGCUAGCUAACCUGAGCAGGAAGGGAGUCACAACCAUUAUUGGAGGAGGGGAUUCAGUUGCAGCUGUGGAGAAGGUGGGAGUUGCUGAUGUGAUGAGCCACAUAUCCACCGGGGGUGGUGCUAGUUUGGAGCUUUUGGAGGGCAAACAACUUCCUGGUGUCAUUGCUCUAGAUGAAGCUACUCCAGUUCCUGUGUAGGCAGAACCAAAGCUGAUAUAUAUAUAUAUAUACAUAUAUAUAUAUAUAUAUAUAUAUAUAUUUUUCGACCUAAUGCCUCUUUAUGGUCUUUGGGUUUGUAAACGAGAGAUGUAGGAAGCAGUGAGUUAUUGUAGAUGUUCACCUUUGGCUCAAUGUCAAGUCUGAUUUUGCCUGUCCUUUCCCAGAU